This is a messenger RNA of Fonsecaea erecta, 1332 nucleotides long. RefSeq lists its product as hypothetical. The record is from RefSeq and is a predicted model, not a curated record. The transcript is spliced from 2 exons. Bases 1 to 1332 code for a protein of 443 amino acids. NCBI's taxonomy places the organism in Eukaryota, Fungi, Ascomycota, Eurotiomycetes, Chaetothyriales, Herpotrichiellaceae.
AUGGGGUCCGAGCGGUAUCCCGUGAAGCAUAAGGGCAUCUACCACAAUCUGCCGACUUUUGACCCUUCCAUCAAAGAUCUCACAGCUAUCGUUACCGGUGCAAAUGGCAUUUCGGGCUUCCAUACCAUGCGGGUGCUACUUGACAGCCCCGAGCGCUGGAGCAAAGUCUAUGCUUUAUCCCGACGCCCUCCCCCUAAGGACAUGAUGGCCCUGCUUCCAGAGUCUCAGCGGUCUCGUGUACAACAUGUGGCGGUCGAUUUUCUUGAGGAUCCUCAAAAAAUCGCUAAUGCCAUGACCGCCGCUGGCGUCAAGGCUGACUAUAUCUUCUUCUACUCCUAUCUGCAACCGAAACCCCCGCCGGGAGCUCCCGUGUGGUCCAAUGCCGACGAACUGGUCAAAGUGAACACUGCGUUGCUCGACAACUUCCUUGGUGCUCUCACACUUUCUAAGAUCAUCCCCAAGCGGUUUUUGCUUCAAACUGGUGCGAAGAACUACGGCAUUCACGUUGGUCGUGCCCGCACGCCCGCUAUCGAAUCCGAUCCGCAGCCUGAGCACCUUGAACCAAACUUCUACUAUCCACAAGAGCGGUCAUUGUUCAAAUUUUGUAAAGACAACAGCACCACGUGGAACGUUAUCCGUCCGGCUUGGAUCCUUGGCGCAGUCAACAAUGCCCAGAUGAACGCCCUGCAUCCUUUCGCCCUCUAUGCGGCGGUACAAGCUCAGAAGGGUGAGCCCUUAUAUUUCCCGGGAGACUGGGAUACCUGGCAAUGGGAGUCUCAUCAUUCUUCUGCCAUGUUGACGGGCUAUCUGUCCGAAUGGGCCGUAUUAGAGGACAAGUGCAAGAAUGAAGCCUUCAAUUCUCAGGACACAGGGGGUUUGAGCUGGGAUCGUUUCUACGAGGAGCUGACACGGUGGUUUGGCGUCGAGAAAGGCGUCCAUCCCCCCGAAGAGGAUCUGAGUAAGUUCCAUGUGAUAAAGGGCAGGGGCGGGAAAGGGUCUCCGAUGGGCUAUGGCCCUCCUCCAACCUUCCACACCCUCUUCUCGCUUGUCACCUGGGCUUCAGAGCCCGCAAAUCAGGAGGCCUGGCAGCAGCUUAUGAAGGCUUCUGGAGGCCAGUUGACCGACAAUCCGUUCAAAGAUCCCCAAGCGAACUUUGAGUUUGGUGAUGCGGCCUUCAUGAAGUUCGGCAGCUUGUGUAUGAAUAAAGCUAGGCGAUUGGGAUGGACCGGGUUUGUCGAUACCAUGGAAGCUCUUUUUGAGAUGUACUCCGAGAUGGGCGACUUGGGAAUGGUCCCUCGGAUGAAGGUUGACAAAGCGAAGCCUUUGGUGUAA